UGAAACCUGAAAUAGAGUGAGGAUCAGCUGCAUAAGCAUCGAAUGGCUAUAGCGAAUAAUGGUGGUGUGUUCUCACUCUCACUCUCAGGACUAAGGGGAAGAAGGCCAGAGCAUUCGGUGCCUUCUCUUCCUUUCAGUUGCAGUGCCUCUGAAAACAUUCCCAUCAAAUUCUCAACCACCCAUUUCCAUUUCGGUUAUUCAUUUCACAAGCUUCAGCUUCGGUCGUUUAACACCAAAAGAAAAAUGUGCGGGGUGCCAGUGUCAAUGGCUAUGGCAACGGGGGCGCAUGAAGUUCUUCCACCGCCCCUUACUUCUACUUCAGCCCCACCUUCCUUGUUUGAUGGAACUACAAGGUUGUAUAUCUCCUACAAAUGCCCGUAUGCCCAGCGUGUAUGGAUCACCCGUAACUGUAAGGGAUUGCAGGACCAGAUACAAUUGGUUCCUAUUGAUCUACAAGAUAGGCCUUCUUGGUAUAAGGACAAAGUCUACCCACCCAACAAGGUUCCAUCUUUGGAACACAAUGAUGAAGUUAGAGGAGAGAGUCUUGAUCUGAUUAAAUAUAUUGACAGUCACUUUGAAGGGCCCUCCCUUUUUCCUAGUGGUCCUGCUAAGGAGUUUGCUGAAGAAUUGAUAUCUUACACUGAUACCUUUUACAAGACCGUUGUUUCCUCAUUUAAAGGAGAUGUGACUGAAGCCGGCACUGCAUUCGAUUACAUCGAAACUGCUCUCUCCAAAUAUGAUCAUGGUCCUUUCUUCCUUGGCCAAUUCAGUCUAGUGGAUAUAGCAUAUGUUCCUUUCAUUGAAAGAUUUCAACCAUUUCUAAUGGAUGUGAAAAAUUAUGAUAUUAAAAUGGGCAGGCCUAAACUGGCAGUAUGGAUUGAGGAAAUGAACAGCAUCGAUGGCUACAAAAUAACCCGAUCUGAUCCCCAGGAGCUUGUUGAAAGCUACAAGAAACGCUUCCUGGCCAAUCCCUAAAUCCAAUAUUUGGCGUUGGAGUACGAGUCAAGAGUGGCGAGAUUGAUUAAAAAAUCAGUGCCGCAUCCACUAUUGUCAGGCAUCACGCUCCAAGCGUCAAUCACUAGAUAGACUGAUUAUAUCAUCCAAAUAAUGCGGAUAUGUGAAGAUCACGGUGGUAACUUGCAUCGUCAUUGUUCAUUAUCUUGAACCGUAAUUUAAAAAACUGAGUUACUGAGGCGAAGUCAAGUAAAUUGUUGGGGCAUUUGUAACACUGAAAUCAACUGAAUACAUGUGUAGAAAAUAUUCUAGUUCCUUA
Messenger RNA from Gastrolobium bilobum, 1273 nucleotides. RefSeq names its product protein IN2-1 homolog B-like. The coding region runs from base 43 to 975 and encodes 310 amino acids. Lineage: Eukaryota; Viridiplantae; Streptophyta; Magnoliopsida; Fabales; Fabaceae. Gene Ontology annotation, molecular function: glutathione transferase activity. The record is from RefSeq and is a predicted model, not a curated record. The transcript has 10 exons.